Molecule: messenger RNA, 2094 nt
Organism: Cucurbita moschata (crookneck pumpkin)
Lineage: Eukaryota; Viridiplantae; Streptophyta; Magnoliopsida; Cucurbitales; Cucurbitaceae
Product: exosome complex component RRP45A-like
Exons: 11
Coding region: 286-1659 (457 amino acids)
Biological process (GO): TRAMP-dependent tRNA surveillance pathway; exonucleolytic trimming to generate mature 3'-end of 5.8S rRNA from tricistronic rRNA transcript (SSU-rRNA, 5.8S rRNA, LSU-rRNA); nuclear polyadenylation-dependent rRNA catabolic process
Cellular component (GO): nuclear exosome (RNase complex); cytoplasmic exosome (RNase complex)
Source: RefSeq, a predicted model, not a curated record
AACCUAAACAUUUGGUCAUUGAGCCAAAAUAGGUUCGUCUCUUCGUCUCUGCAAAUCAACACCCUCGUCGGUGGCGGCCGAACCUCACUCACCUCUCUCCCGGCGGUCACACGAAGCCCCAGCUCUCUUCUUGGCCAUCUCUUCUUCUAACCCAGGAAAAUAGCUCUCUUUCUGUAAACAAAAGCCCCCCAACUAGCAGCAACUGCGGCUAAUAUUCCCUCAUCCAGCCUCGUCUUUAGAAGAAGCUUCUUUGGUUGUCAGCAUUUUCGGAAAAGGGUGUACUAAAUGGAGCAGAGAUUAGCCAAUGCGUGGCGUCUCUCUGCGAAUGAGAAGAAAUUCAUUGAAACAGCCCUUCUUUCGGAUUUGAGGGUCGAUGGUCGUCGCCCAUUUGAUUACCGUAAUCUCACCAUCAACUUUGGCAAAGAUGAUGGUUCUUCAGAGGUGCAGCUUGGCCAGACUCACGCAAUGGGCUUUGUGACUGCUCAGCUAGUUCAACCGUAUAGGGAUCGUCCUAAUGAGGGCACUCUUUCUAUAUUUACUGAGUUCUCUCCUAUGGCUGAUCCCUCAUUUGAGCCUGGCCGUCCUGGAGAGUCUGCUAUCGAGCUAGGACGUGUAAUAGACCGUGGUCUGAGGGAGAGUAGGGCAGUGGAUAUGGAAUCACUUUGUGUGGUUUCGGGCAAGUCUGUGUGGGCCGUUCGAGUCGAUCUCCACAUUUUAGAUAAUGGGGGAAACCUUGUGGAUGCUGCUAAUAUUGCUGCUUUGGCUGCUCUAUCGACUUUUCGAAGACCUGAAUGCUCACUGGGGGGAGAUGACGGUCAGGAAGUGAUAAUUCAUCCCCCUGAGGUUAGGGAGCCACUUCCGUUGAUCAUACACCAUCUCCCUAUUGCAGUAACCUUUGCAUUUUUUCGUAGUGAGAGCACCCUGGUGAUAGAUCCAACUCACUAUGAAGAGGCUGUUAUGGGGGGGAGAAUGACCGUCACACUUAACGCUAAUAACGAUGUUUGCGCUAUUCAAAAAGCAGGAGGAGAGGGUGUACUUCAGAGUGUGAUCAUGCAAUGUCUUCGAAUUGCUUGUGUCAAAGCUGGUGAUAUUACAACUAAAAUAAAAAAUGCAGUUGAGACUUACAAUUCAGCUAGACAAUUGCGGAAGAUUAAGCGCCACCCUUCGGUUAAUUUGGAUGUCGGUAGAGCUGUGGCUAAUAUGAAGGAUAGCCAAAAGAGUAUCAAUGAAUUUUCUGACAGAUUGAAAUUGAAUUCUGAAGACAGUAUCGCGGGUCAAAGCAGGAGCAUUGAGAGUGAUGUUGGAUCAACAAAUCAAGGACAAUUAAACAAGAGAGAUUUAGAUGCUAAGAAUUUCAUUGGGGGCCCUUCAAGCUGGGACCCAUACUCCAAAGGUGUUGAUUCAGAUUUCUUGAAAGCUACUUUAGCUGCACGUGGAAAUCAAACCACAACGAAGAAACAGGACGCGAGCGAUGAAACGAUGUCCUCUGAGACUAAGCUUGAUGAACAAGAAGCUAAGGUUGAUGAGGGAAAUUUACCUCCUGUUGCUGCUAAGAUUUUGUCAGAAGAAAACGAGAAGAAGACGCUGAAAGAUGCCGUGAAGCCAAAGAACAAGAGGAAAAAGAAGAAGACCACCAUCCCCCCCAACAUUGCAGAUUAGUUCAAUGGUGACAUGAUAUCUUCUGAAAUAGUUCAUGAAGAUGUAAAUUUUGAAGCUCGACUUCGAAGUACUAGAAUAGAUCAAACGGAAGCAUCUCUUAUCAAACAUGGAGAGCGUUCAUGCCCGGUGCCCGGUUUCAUCAAGGUUCGUUCAAAGAAAUUCGAAACUUGAACUUGGUGAGAUCCUAAGAAAUCUGCAUUUGGAUGAACACUUAGCACAGAAAUCUAUGAUGAUGCUGUUGAAAAGGUAAUGCAAUUUCUGUCAUGUUCAUCAUCUUACUAUUGGAAUCUUUAUUUAGAGUAACAUAGAGUGUUUAGAAUCGUAGGCUUUUUCCUUGUUUGAUUGUAAGUUCUGGCUGCUCCACUGAGAUGAUUUUCAUUAUUGUUUAGAGAACCCUUUUUCAUAUUACAUUGAUUAUAAACUUUUUCGAUGUCA